Messenger RNA from Malania oleifera, 1696 nucleotides. RefSeq names its product 7-deoxyloganetin glucosyltransferase-like. The record is from RefSeq and is a predicted model, not a curated record. Bases 145 to 1599 code for a protein of 484 amino acids. Lineage: Eukaryota; Viridiplantae; Streptophyta; Magnoliopsida; Santalales; Ximeniaceae. Gene Ontology annotation, molecular function: UDP-glycosyltransferase activity. The transcript is spliced from 2 exons.
AAUCCACUCGUCGCAACCAGCAAUCCCUAUCCUUCUGACUCAUCAUCCAAUUAUACUCCAUAAAUUAUCAUUCUGCAUGUUUGAAUUUUCCUUCCACCAUCUUCAAACUUCAUACCCUACUCAGUGUUCACUGUUCACUCGUCAAUGGCCGCCGAUAAGCCUCACGCCGUCUGCACCCCGUUCCCGUUUCAAAGCCACAUCAAGCAAAUGAUGAACUUGGCAAAGCUCCUCCACCACCGAGGCUUCCACAUCACCUUCGUUAACACAGAGUUCAACCACCGCCGCCUACUCCAAUCCAGAGGCCCCAAUUCCCUCGACGGCCUCCCGGACUUCCAAUUCGCCACCAUUCCCGACGGCCUCCCUCCCUCCGACUCCACCCCGGACAUCCCCUCCCUCUGCGACUCCGUCGCAAAGAACUUCUUGCCCCCGUUCCGACAUCUCCUCUCUAAGUCUGCAAAAUCUUCGAUCGCCCCUCCGGUGACCUGCCUCGUCUCCGACGGCUUCAUGUCCUUCACCCACGCCGCCGCCGCCGAGCUCGGAGUCCCAAAUGUGAUCUUGUGGACCAUAUCCCCUACCGGCCUAAUGGGUUUCAGACAACAUCGCGCUCUCAGGGAAAAGGGCUUUACACCACUUAAAGAUUCCAGCUAUUUUACAAAUGGGUAUCUAGACAUUACCAUUAUAGACUGGAUUCCGGGCAUGAAAGAUGUUCGGCUGAGGGAUCUCCCGAGCUUCCUUCGAACCACAGACCCAAACGAUAUCCUGUUUGAGUUUUGCAUGAGAGAAACGGAGAUGGGUUCCAAAGCUUCCGCCAUGAUUCUCAACACGUUUGAUGAAUUGGAGCCAGACGUUUUGGAAGCCCUUUCAUCCAUGUUCCCCCCAAUAUACACCAUUGGACCUCUUCACUUGCUCAUCAAUCGAGUACCACUUGAAGAGCCUUUGAGGUCUAUUGGAUCCAAUCUGUUAAAAGAAGAGCUCGAAUGUCUCCAAUGGCUCGAUUCCAAGAAACCCAAUUCCGUGCUCUACGUAAACUUCGGCAGCACAACGGUAAUGGCGCCGGAACAGUUAAUCGAGUUCGCUUGGGGGCUUGCCGGCAGUAAUUGCUCCUUUCUGUGGGUAAUUCGGCCGGGUAUGGUCUCCGGCGACUCUGCGAUUCUGCAGCCGGAAUUCGAGGCGGCGACCGGAGAAAGGGGGUUGAUUGAGAGCUGGUGCCCGCAAGAGGAAGUUCUGAACCACCCGGCGACGGGGGGAUUUCUGACGCACGGCGGGUGGAAUUCGAUGGUAGAGAGUUUGUCCGCCGGAGUGCCGGUGAUCUGCUGGCCGUUCUUCGCGGAGCAGCCGACGAACUGUAGGUACGCUUGCCGGGAAUGGGGGAUUGGGAUGGAGAUUGGGAGUGAGGUGAAGCGGGAGGAAGUGGAGAAGAUUGUGAGGGAGGUGAUGAUGAAGGGAGAGAAGGGAAAGGGGAUGAAGAAGAGAGUGAUGGAGUUGAAGGAGAAAGCCCAUAAGGCUGUUGCUCCGAAUGGCUCGUCGUUCCUGAAUUUGGAGAAGGUGGUGAAAGAAAUGCUUUCCGCCCAGGAAAAUACUGUAAGUCUAGGAAAAUGAUCUUCCUGAGUUGAUGCUAUGGAAAAUAUUUUGUAUAAAGUUGUUGAACAAAUAAAUAAAUAAAUAUGGCAUCAAACAAACCUUGAAGGCUCAAAAA